AUGGACCCGUCAGAAGUCAAUAUCCCGCCGCUGAAAGACUUGACAAUCGACAACAUCACCGAGAAUGUACACAUGAUCAACUCACAAUGCGAAGACCCUCGUAUGAAAUACCUGCUUGAGCGACUCGUCUCUCACGUCCACGACUUUGCUCGCGAAACCCGUCUCAGCACGGACGAAUGGAUGGCUGCUAUUCAGUUCUUGACAAAAGUUGGCCAGAUCAGCAGCGAUGUACGCCAGGAGUUCAUCUUGCUGUCCGAUGUCAUUGGCCUCUCUCUCCUCGUCGACAGUAUCGAUCACCCCAAGCCUGCUUCCAGUACCGAGGGUACCGUUCUAGGUCCCUUCCACACACACGAAGCUCAGCUCGAAGGCAAUGGCGGUAGCAUCUCACACGACCCCGAGGGUGAGCCUUGCCUAGUCCUGUGUACCGUCAAAGACACUGCUGGAAAGCCAAUCGACAAUGUCAAGAUUGAUAUCUGGGAGACGGACAGCAAGGGUUUCUACGAUGUCCAAUACGCAGAAAGAGACGGUCCUGAUGGCAGAGCUGUCAUGAAGAGUGACAACGACGGCAUCUUUUGGUUCAAGGCCAUCGUGCCAGUGCCGUAUCCUAUCCCUCACGAUGGUCCGGUUGGUCAACUUCUCAAGAAGCUCAAGCGUCACCCAUACCGCCCUAGCCACAUGCACUUCAUGUUCGAAAAGUCUGGAUAUGACAACCUCAUCACUGCUCUAUACCUACGCGGCGAUCCAUACGAGACCUCCGACGCUGUCUUCGGUGUUAAGGAGUCCCUGCUCAUCGAUCUGGGCACCGUGUCCGCCGAACAAGCAAAAGAAUACGGUGUAAAAGAAGGUGGCAAGCUCAUCACAUACGAUUUCGUCCUUGUGACCGAUGAUGAAUCGCGCAAGUUACGCGAAGAGAAGGCCAUGGAAGCCAUGAAAAAGCUAGGAAGGAGGAUGAAGCUAUACCAGGGUCUGCCUAUACCCGAUGUCGAUUAG
This is a messenger RNA of Aureobasidium namibiae CBS 147.97, 990 nucleotides long. RefSeq names its product cathecol 1,2-dioxygenase. The transcript has 2 exons. Bases 1 to 990 code for a protein of 329 amino acids. Gene Ontology annotation, molecular function: ferric iron binding; catechol 1,2-dioxygenase activity. Gene Ontology annotation, biological process: catechol-containing compound metabolic process. Lineage: Eukaryota; Fungi; Ascomycota; Dothideomycetes; Dothideales; Saccotheciaceae. The record is from RefSeq and is a predicted model, not a curated record.